Molecule: messenger RNA, 780 nt
Organism: Gambusia affinis (western mosquitofish)
Lineage: Eukaryota; Metazoa; Chordata; Actinopteri; Cyprinodontiformes; Poeciliidae
Product: complement C1q-like protein 3
Exons: 3
Coding region: 45-596 (183 amino acids)
Molecular function (GO): protein binding
Source: RefSeq, a predicted model, not a curated record
GUGAGGAACAUAUAAGGAGCAGAUUUGGAGACACACGAUGCACCAUGAUGAAAAUGAAGGUCGUCGUUUUGCUGCUGGCGGCGUUCUGCGGCCUCACUGUGGCCCAGUAUGGUUCAGACCUGUCAACCAUGAGAGAGAAGCUGGUGGCGCUCGAACAGCAAGUCCUCGAGCUGAGGAGGAAAGACUCGAUGAAAGUGACGUUCACUAGCUCAGCUGGAGAAGAAUACAGCGUUGGACCUUUUGACACCGUAACAACCUUAAUCUACAAAAAUGUUCUAAUAAAUGUGGGCAAUUGCUACAACAAGCUUACGGGGAUUUUCACUGCGCCCGUUUCAGGUGUUUACUUCUUCAGCUUCUUCUAUCACGACGGACAGGAACAUAGAACCAUGCUGAGCCUCUGCAAGAAUGACGAGGUAGUCGCCAUGACCCACGAUUACCCAAGACCCAGUGAAGGCUUCGCUGACAACGGAGGGAACGCCGUGUUCCUGCAGCUGCAGCCGGGGGACCAGGUCCAGGUCAAACUGGGAUCUAAUGCAACUGCUUGGGGAUCCAAUUUCCACACCACGUUCAGUGGGAACCUGGUCUAUCAAAUGUAAGCAAAGAAACGCCAAAAUAUACAGAAGCAUCUCAAUCCUUCUUUUUUAGGGAUGUAGAAUUUCUCAACACUUAUUUAAAAAGCAGAAAUGAGAUAUUUUAGAUCGACUGUUGCAAUAAAAACAUGACAAAGCAAUGAGAUUGACUGAGUGUCCUGCACUGGUAAUAAAAGAUGUGAAAUAAGAA